CCAGAGAGAGACUGUCGCGGGCAGGCGCUUUCCCCAGCGCCCCCCCGUCCUUCGCCGCCCGGCGGGUCCCGCCCGCCCCCGCCCUCCGAGCCGCGCGUCCUCGGAGCGGAGGAUGAUGAAGCUCAAGUCCAACCAGACGCGCACCUACGACGGGGACGGCUACAAGAAGCGGGCGGCCUGCCUGUGCUUCCGCAGCGAGAGCGAGGAGGAGGUGCUGCUGGUGAGCAGCAGUCGCCAUCCAGACCGAUGGAUCGUGCCCGGGGGUGGCAUGGAGCCCGAGGAGGAGCCCGGCGUGGCCGCCGUGCGCGAGGUCUGUGAGGAGGCUGGAGUGAAAGGGACGUUAGGAAGAUUAGUGGGAAUUUUUGAGAACCGGGACAGGAAGCACAGGACUUAUGUUUACGUACUCAUCGUCACCGAAGUGUUGGAGGACUGGGAGGACUCUGUCAAUAUUGGAAGGAAAAGGGAAUGGUUUAAGAUAGAGGAUGCCAUAAAAGUUCUGCAGUAUCAUAAACCAGUGCAGGCCUCAUAUUUUGAGACCUUGAGGCAAGGCUGCCUGGCCAACAACGGCACCCCGGUGAUGAGCACGCCGUACUCCGAGAGCUCCGUGUCCGACAUCAGAUGACUGACGAGGUCCCUGCCAGAGCAAUUCCCAAAAGCAGACUGAGACCUGGAUUUCCCUCCCCUCCCUGUCCCCAUGCCUCCUCCCUCACACCAGGCAUGGGCAGCUGCCUGGGGCAGAGCAAGUGUUCAGAGUGCUGCGAUUUAGUGCAAGGUGGGAUGAUUUUUUUUUUGUUGGCUUUUUUUGGGGUUUUUUUUUUGGUUUUUUUUUUUGGGUCUGUAUUUUGUAAAAUACAUUUUGUGCAUGAAGUGCCCCUUCCCCGGUACUCCGCUCCACGGCCUGGAGGCUGCCAGCCCCGCCUCUGCCUUGUGCUCUGAAGUGUCCCAAGUGUCCCCUUCGUGUUCACCCCAGCCAGAGCCACUUUUUUUUUUUUCUUUUUUUAAGUAAAAGACUUCCAAUGUGAGAUCAGCUUUUCAAGUCUUAGUCUGUACUGUAAGGUGCUGCUCAGACCCGCGUGGGGAUCACUCGCAGCACAUCUGUAUAAACUUUUUUUUUAGAUGGAGGAUCUAACAUUUGCGGGAAUUUUUUUUUUUAAUCCUGGUCUGCUUCUGAAAAGAAGGGUUCAUAAUUAAUCCGUUUGCCUUUUGUUCUGUUUUUUAAAAACACACGUUCUGUGACAGUGCUAGUGGCUGGGCCAGUUUACUCCCCAAUGCAGUAUCUCCCGAUUUAGUGCAGUGACACUUGAAGUCGAGGGCAGAGUUGGGAUCACCUGCAGCCAUCCCUGCGGCUUCUCCGACAGCUCCCGCCAACGUUUCUGCCUUUCCACCCGAGGAAAGCGCACGGAGCUGGGCUGGAACCGCUGGCCAAAACCAACCAGCCUGAGCAGCUGUGACAGCACCCUGAUGGCACCCUGCAGUGGGAGCUGGGGCUGCAGGGGGUCGGACGGACAGCCAGACAGCCAGCCUGCAGUGUGGCUCACCAGCGCUGUCCCUGCUCCCUGCUCGCGUCUCUCUUGUCCACAUGCCUUACGCCGUGCUGAGCUGGACACUUGGGCUUUGUGCUGCAGCAUCGGAUCGUGCUCACCGCAGAACCGCGUGGCCCUGGAGAGAAAAGGGGAGGGGGGAAAAUUCAGGUGUUCAGUCUCUUGUCCUGUGGUUCUGCAGCACUUGGGGUGGCAGCGUGGAGCGUGCUUGAGGUGUGCCCUCCCUGAAAGGUACAGCUGCCUCCUGCAGGCAGCAUUCCCGGGGGAGCAGCACAGGAGAGCUCCCCGAGCGUUGGCACACUUCACACGGGCGUUUGUUGUUUUAUUGCUGUAAGUUUCAUGCUGUCUUGAU
Ficedula albicollis (Collared flycatcher) is the source of this 1893-nucleotide messenger RNA. RefSeq names its product nudix hydrolase 3 (gene NUDT3). The transcript is spliced from 5 exons. Gene Ontology annotation, cellular component: cytoplasm; nucleus. Bases 113 to 622 code for a protein of 169 amino acids. The record is from RefSeq and is a predicted model, not a curated record. Gene Ontology annotation, biological process: diphosphoinositol polyphosphate metabolic process; diadenosine pentaphosphate catabolic process; diadenosine hexaphosphate catabolic process. Lineage: Eukaryota; Metazoa; Chordata; Aves; Passeriformes; Muscicapidae. Gene Ontology annotation, molecular function: bis(5'-adenosyl)-hexaphosphatase activity; diphosphoinositol-polyphosphate diphosphatase activity; bis(5'-adenosyl)-pentaphosphatase activity.